ACAUUUUAUCAUUCCUUUCAUUGUGCUUGUUAAUAAAAGUUUAGUUUUGUUUAGGUUACUGCCAGAGAGUGUUAGAUGGUUAGUGGCUGAGGGUCGUAAUGAUGAAGCCAACAACAUUAUACACAGAGUUGCUAGAGUCAAUAAUGUUGACCUACCAAGACAUCUGACGGACCUUCACGACGUCCAGUUUGGUUCUGUUGAUGGAACUUUAUCAGUAACCAACAGUAACACUGUUGAUGGAACUAUGUCAGUAACCAACAGUAACACUGUUGAUGGAACUUUGUCAGUAACCAACAGUAACGUUGAACUUGUGAAUGAAACUAGACAAGAAGCAAUGAUCAAGAAGACUGUUAUUGACCUCUUGAGAACUCCUGUUAUGAGGAGAAGAUCAUUCACCUUGUUUUUCUGUUG
This is a messenger RNA of Cherax quadricarinatus, 411 nucleotides long. Lineage: Eukaryota; Metazoa; Arthropoda; Malacostraca; Decapoda; Parastacidae. The record is from RefSeq and is a predicted model, not a curated record.